Molecule: messenger RNA, 789 nt
Organism: Coniosporium apollinis CBS 100218
Lineage: Eukaryota; Fungi; Ascomycota; Dothideomycetes
Exons: 3
Coding region: 1-789 (262 amino acids)
Biological process (GO): ubiquitin-dependent protein catabolic process; protein deubiquitination
Cellular component (GO): cytoplasm
Molecular function (GO): cysteine-type deubiquitinase activity
Source: RefSeq, a predicted model, not a curated record
AUGGCAGAUACAGAGCAAGUGAGAGCAGACCCUCACGGUCAGGGCGGCGAUGCGUCAACGAGAGGCAAAAAGAAGUUCAUACCACUAGAGAACAAUCCCGAGGUUAUGUCCUCGCUCGUCCACAAACUUGGCCUUUCAGAGAAGCUCGCCUUCCACGACGUCUUCAGCAUAGACGACCCAGAUCUCCUCGCUUUCGUACCUCGCCCGGCACACGCGCUACUGCUUAUCUUCCCCGUCAGCGAUACGUACGAGAAGUUCCGGAUUGAAGAGGAUUCAGACAAGCCCCAGUACGAUGGUUCUGGACCGGAAGAGGAGGUAGUAUGGUACAAGCAGACGAUUGGGAAUGCUUGCGGCCUGAUCGGGCUUUUGCAUGGUGUCUCUAAUGGCGAAGCGCGAUCACACAUUGAACCAAACACCAACCUCUCCAAACUCUUAGCAGACGCAAUACCCCUUAAACCAGCGGCCCGCGCCGAGCUGCUAUACGAAUCGCAGGCUCUUGAGAGCGCACAUCAAUCCGCCGCCAGCGGUGGGCAGACGGCUGCACCGGCCGCCGAGGACCCAAUCGACCUGCACUACGUCUGCUUCGUCAAGAGCGAAAACGGCCACCUGUGGGAGAUGGACGGGAGACGCAAAGGCCCAAUCAAUCGAGGUUCGCUCGACGCGGAUGAAGAUGUGUUGAGCGACAAAGCGCUUGAUCUUGGUGUCCGCAGCUUUCUGAAGCGGGAAGCGGAAGCGGGCGGUGGUGAUUUAAGGUUCAGUCUCAUUGUUCUGGGACCCGCCUUGGACUGA